AUUAUUAGUAAGGAAAGCUCAGAGGUUCCGAAACGUUCUUUGCUGCCAAGUGGCAUUUGCCUUCAAAGUUCUUAUCUUUAACUUCUGUUUUCGUCCUUGAUGCUGACUGAUCCUUCUAACAUACUCCAACUUCUACCAAAUACUCCGCACUGUUGAUGUACCUGGUUGCCUCAGGCAAGAAGGCUAUAUCAUUUGUUGACCACUUGUGGCACCAGCCUCGUUCACCCUACAUAUCACCCCCUUCGCCCAAGGCUCCAACAUGACUAGGCAAAUGAAGGUGCCUUCUCAGACUUUGCCCAUGAUAGAAAUGUUGCCUGGUUUGAAAACCUGUAUAAAGCCCUAAUGUCCCAGACUUGCUCGGUACUACCCAAUAUACAUAUUAAACGUGCUUUCCCUUUUAACAUUGUCUUCCUAAAGUGUUGUAUACUUCCAAUUAUUCACCAGUUUUCCUUCUACUAGAUAUCAAUUUCCUUUCAUGCAAAUUGGCUGGAAAGUGCCAUAGUCAUAUAACCCAUCAAAGAAAUAUUCUUCCCAUCUCACACUUAGAGAGCACAUUACCACCAACAAACCAUUACAUAGUUCGUCCAAGUCAUCACACCUUACAAUCAGGUCACGAGCCCCAAGAAUAAGAGAAAGAUACAGCAAACGUACUAUUGCAACCAACAGGACUAUCGCUCCGAAGAAUGAACGUCCAUUUCAUCUGAACCAGUCCUGCAUGGUCCUCCAUUUUAGAAGAUGGAGUGCAAACCAUGGUAUCCAGCCGACUUCAACCAAGCUCUCCUGAACACCUUCACAGAGGAAGCAUUGGCCGAGCUCCUCAAAAGGCCAAACUGUGCACCGCGCUUCGUCUACGGAGUGUUAAUGCUUCCCACCGUACUCAAGUAUUUCAUAGGAGAAAACCCGACCACCGACAUCACAAAAAGAAUGACUCGCGCAUGCGUAUCAGGUUAUAUGCUCCACCAGAUCUCACCGAGGAGUCCGCCUGUCGUUGUCCAAACAUCUAAUCCGCGUGAUACUGUGCAAGGAAUGCUCUUGUUGGGACUGGACAUGGACCAGCGGAACUUGAUCUACGAUCUUGAAGGAGGGCUUAUGAACUUGGUGGAUGUGAGGGCUCAGAUUCGUCUGAAGGAUAGUAGCUUACCUUGCCAUGAUAUUUGCAGUGACCGGAUGAUUGAUGCUGGUAUGUUUGCUUGGUAUGGUUCUAGGGAGGGUCUGAUACCGGUGAAGAGCACGGCUUGGCCUCUGGAUGAGUUUCUGAAAGAAAAGUUCUAUGAGAACAUUGUUAAUUCUCAACACAGGAAUAUGCUGGACGGAUCGGGGCUGUUUCUGUAAGACCGGGGCAGCAAUAGGCCUGUGUUUUUCUGGGAUCAUCCGAGAUUAGUUGUCAUUGAAAUGGGCGUUUGGGGUUUUAGGGCAUUCAAGAGUUUAGAGUGGAUAAUGGGCCAAGGUUUGGUGCAGUUAUGGUUUUAUGCAUUUUACAGUAGUAGAUAGAUAGAUGCUAAGA
This is a messenger RNA of Aspergillus pseudonomiae, 1504 nucleotides long. RefSeq lists its product as uncharacterized. Lineage: Eukaryota; Fungi; Ascomycota; Eurotiomycetes; Eurotiales; Aspergillaceae. The transcript has a single exon. The record is from RefSeq and is a predicted model, not a curated record. Bases 736 to 1332 code for a protein of 198 amino acids.